Molecule: messenger RNA, 1403 nt
Organism: Hibiscus syriacus
Lineage: Eukaryota; Viridiplantae; Streptophyta; Magnoliopsida; Malvales; Malvaceae
Product: polyadenylate-binding protein-interacting protein 9-like
Exons: 10
Coding region: 348-1244 (298 amino acids)
Molecular function (GO): RNA binding
Source: RefSeq, a predicted model, not a curated record
UCUCCCCCAUGAUUCUCUCUUUUUUUUAUGCUCAUUCCAGUUCCUUCAAAACCCUGAAUUCCUUUUAUUUAAUUUGAGAUAUUUAUCCAUUUAAUUUAAACACAUCGAAAAAGAGCAAAAAAGGAAACCAUUCUGCACUUUGAUUUCACUUCCAUUUCUAGAGUUUUGUUUGUUCCAAAUAAUCAUAAGAAAACAAAGUUUUUGUUCUCAACUUUCUUCCUCUCUAGUAAGAAAGAUGAAACGAAAAGAAUAAAUUCACAAGGGCAAAAUUCCCAUUUCUUCUGAUUAUUUGUAUUCUUUUUGCUAAGAAAAAGAGAAUUUCUUGGUGGGUUUUGGGUUUUUCUCCAAUGGCUGCCGUUGUUGACAAUUCAGGUGAAGCAGUGGAUGCUGUUAAAAACAACGAUUUGGUCGUGGAAACAGCCAAAUCGGAAUCAAAGGAAUUCAAUGUGCAAAACCUUGUUGAUAUGUUCACAAAGUUGAAUCCUUUGGCCAAAGAAUUUUUCCCAUCAUCUUAUUAUCAUGAUCAGACCCAAAAAACAGAUGAUUUGGAUCAGAUUCCAGUUAACAAUCAAUCAGCUGGGGAUGAGAAUUUCUCCAACAAAAGGGGUAAAAGUAACUUCAACCAGGGUAGAAGAAGGCUUAAUGGUAGAGCUUUUCAAGCUCAAAGAGAUGAUGGCAUCAGGCGAACAGUAUAUGUUUCUGAUAUUGAUCUGACUAUUACUGAAGAGCAACUUGCUGGCUUAUUUAGUAAUUGUGGACAAGUUGUUGAUUGCCGAGUUUGUGGUGAUCCGCAUUCAGUUCUUCGCUUUGCAUUUGUGGAAUUUGCGAAUGAAGAUGGUGCAAGAGCUGCUUUGAACAUUGAUGGGACAAUGCUCGGGUUUUAUCCCAUUAGGGUCUUGCCAUCAAAAACUGCUAUCCUUCCUGUGAACCCUACAUUUCUCCCUAGGUCAGAAGAUGAAAGGGAAAUGUGUACCAGGACAGUUUAUUGUACAAAUAUUGACAAGAAGGUUUCUCAAGCUGAAGUGAAGAAUUUCUUCGAAUCAACCUGUGGUGAGGUCACUCGCUUGAGGCUUUUAGGGGAUCAAGUCCAUUCAACUCGUAUAGCUUUUGUCGAAUUUGCCAUGGCGGAAAGUGCCAUACUUGCACUGAAUUGUAGUGGGAUGGUGCUAGGAACUCAGCCUAUCAGGGUAAGUCCUUCAAAGACACCGGUGAGGCCGCAAGUUAUGUGUCCGACAUUGCAUUAACUGAUUAAGCGAGCCUGGUGACUUCCAAACGGUGAGAAACUUUGUUGUGUUGAAGGGAUGUUGAAACUUUUUAUCUGUUGCAAUAUUUAAUUUCAUCUUUGAACAUGCUUUGGAUUGAAGCGACUUUGAGGGAAAUAUAUAUUUUUUUCUUUCUUUUUA